Molecule: messenger RNA, 525 nt
Organism: Trichomonas vaginalis G3
Lineage: Eukaryota; Parabasalia; Trichomonadida; Trichomonadidae
Product: glycine-rich protein family
Exons: 1
Coding region: 1-525 (174 amino acids)
Source: RefSeq, a predicted model, not a curated record
AUGGAUUCUCGAAUAUUAGUAUCGGGAGCUGGUGGAGGUGGUUAUGCAUGGGGAGCAGGUGGUUUUGGUGGUUGUUUGCAAGCUGGAAAUGGAAUGGGUGAAAAUUAUACUUCUUUGGCUGCAAACCAAACGUAUGGAUUUUUGAAAGGCCGAGGCGAAAAUGGUCGAGAUGCAAUUAUCACUGGAAAUGGAGGAGGUGAAGGAGGUGCAGGUGCUGGAGGAGGAUACUUUGGUGGUACUGUAUCACAUGCUAUGGGUAACUUUUCCAACACUGGAGGAUCCGGAGGAAGUUCCUAUAUUUCCGGUCAUGAAGGAUGUAAAAUCCACCAGAAAUUGAAGUUUUACUCAACAAAGGUUCUUUCUGGAAAUGAAUUAUUUGCUCUUCCUGACAGUAGAAUGAAUAGAGGAAACAAUGGAAAUGGGUAUUUUCGUAUCAAAAUCAUUGAUGAUUGUACGAUAAAAGAUAUUGUUUAUUUUAGAAUGAAUUUAUAUUUACUUAUUUUUAAUUCAAUAAAUAUAUCAUGA